AUGUCACCGCGUGAGGCGACGAAGCGAACGCGGCAGGCGCCUCGGGUUAACAAGGGCGCAGCAACGUCGAUGUUGUGGUGCCCGUCACUGCCGUACUGCGUCAUUGCAGUCGGCAUCUGGGGCCUCCUUGCGUGCCUGAUGGCGUUACUGCUUACGAGGACUUCACACCUAAGCCGGUUAGACACCGUUCAUGAGGGAAAUGACACUUAUCGGCUUUCCGAGGGGUGUAGCAUCGGGUGUGACACGACAUUUGGGACCAUUUUGGGUGUAGCCAACGGUGUCUUUGGGUUUAGUAACUGCAAUGCGACGACCUGCAUCUCCAACAUCUGGCACCCCAUGCACGCACUCAUGGGUCCUGCUGGUAUUAGUAGUAGUAGUGGGAUAGGUCCCGGGAACAUGAGCGGAAUUGAGUGGCAAUGUGUGGAGUUUGCAAGGCGCUAUUGGAUGCUUCGUGGGACGCCUGUGCCGGCGUCCUUUGAAAAGGUGGCGGGGGCCGCCGACAUUUGGUCACUGACCUCUGUGCAGCUUCUCGACGGCUCGACCACGCCGCUGCUCAAGUAUGCCAACAACGUCUCAGCCCGUGCUGGCGGCUCCGCCCCACGCGUUGGCGACCUCCUCAUCUACCCGCGGCAGGAGGGUGGCUUUCCGUUUGGCCACGUUGCCGUGGUUGUGGCUGUGAAGAGCGAGUCUCUCCUUGUAGCGGAGCAGAACUGGGACAACAAGGUGUGGCCCGCGCCGCACCACAACUACUCUCGUGAAAUUCCCAUGCAUCACAACACCAAGGAGGAUAUCUACGAGGUCGCCGAGGCGGACAAGAGAACCAUUACUGGAUGGGUGAGGUACGCCGAGUAG
Messenger RNA from Trypanosoma conorhini, 852 nucleotides. Its product is annotated as D-alanyl-glycyl endopeptidase-like protein. Gene Ontology annotation, cellular component: cytoplasm. Lineage: Eukaryota; Euglenozoa; Kinetoplastea; Trypanosomatida; Trypanosomatidae. The record is from RefSeq and is a predicted model, not a curated record. The transcript has a single exon. The coding region runs from base 1 to 852 and encodes 283 amino acids. Gene Ontology annotation, molecular function: ligase activity.